GUGAGCUCCAUCUCUCGCUCUCUAACCGGGGGCUCGACCGCACAUGAGCAGGACAACUCUGGUCGGGAUCUGAGCUCCACGCCGUCGCUCAGGAUGACUUCACGCAUUCCCUUCUGGUUCUUUGGAUUACUUCUCCUCGCGCCGCGGUUCUCCUGCGCUCAGCUGUUGGACGAACGCGCGUCUCUGACCUCCUUGGACCUGACGGAGUUGAUCGGCGUGCCCCUCCCCCCCUCCGUCUCCUUCGUCACGGGCUUCGAGGGCUACCCCGCCUACAGCUUCGGCCCGGACGCCAACGUGGGCCGCCUCACCAAGUCCUUCGUGGCCGACCCGUUCUACCACGACUUCUCCAUCACGGUCACGGCCAAGCCCACCACGCGGCGCGGCGGCGUGCUCUUCGCCAUCACGGACGCUUACCAGAAGAUUGUACAUUUGGGUGUAGCGUUGUCCGAGGUGGAGGACGCCUCCCAGAGGGUCAUACUGUACUACACCGACCCCGGGACAAGAGGCGGGACCCGGGAAGCAGCUUCAUUCAAGCUGGGAGACAUGACGGGGAGAUGGGUGCGGUUCUCCCUGACCGUCCAGGGGGCGGAGGUGCGUCUCUACAUGGACUGUGAGGAGUACCACCGGGUGGCCUUCACCAGGAGCCCCCGGCCCCUGACCUUCGAGGCCAGCUCGGGGAUCUUCGUGGGGAACGCUGGUGGAACGGGCCUGCCGCGCUUUGUGGGCUCCAUCCAGCAGCUGGUGUUGAAGUCGGAUCCCACGGCCCCAGAUGACCAGUGUGAGGAGGACGAUCCUUAUGCCUCUGGAUACGGAAGCGGUGACGAUGACUACGAAGACAUUGAGGGAAGAGACGAAGUGAAGAAGAUUGUGGAGGAGAGAGAGUACACCAUGCCCUUCCCGGAGCUGGACUCCACUUCCAGCACCCCGGUACAAGCUCCGCCCACUGAGAGGCCACGAGGUCAUGAUGAUGAUGAAGAUGAGGAUGUGCACAUAGAGGAGCCUUCGGGACAGGAAGUGGAGACGACCACAGUGAGAGAUGGUGCUAGAGGAGACUCUCCCUUUCUCUCAUCUGACUUUGUUCCAGAGGAAUCAUUUCAGACGGACGCCCCAUACGCCUCUUUUGAAGCUCCCCUGCAGGUGUCCCCGGGACAGAAAGGGGAUCCGGGUCCAUCCGGUUCCCCGGGGCCGCCGGGCCCUCCAGGACCAGCCUCUGCAGACGGGGAGGGGGGCGAACCGGGCCCCCGGGGUCCGCAAGGACCGGGGGGGACCUCAGGUCCACCUGGGGCUUCUGGGAAAGAUGGACAGCCUGGAAGCAGCGGGGUCACUGGUGCCCCAGGUGCAACUGGGCCUCCAGGAUUCCCAGGGCUGCAGGGAGAGCCUGGUACUCUGGGAGAAAAGGGCGAUCGGGUCGUUGGACUACCGGGUCCUCCAGGCCCUCCUGGAGCUGCAGGUCCAGCGAGCAAGUCUUCCAUAUUCCCGGAAGGUUCUGGAUUUGAGGACUUUGACAGCGAUGCAGAGAUGUUCCGGGGGCCUCCGGGGCAUCCCGGCAUCCCGGGACAGCCGGGGCCCCCGGGAACCUCGUCGGAAGAAUUCUUUCCUGGACCACCUGGGGUCCCUGGGAGAGACGGGAAGGACGGAGAGUCGGGUGAACCUGGAGUCGAGGGGAAAGAUGGCCGUCCAGGACCUGCCGGGGAGAAAGGAGACAAGGGAGAAUCCGGCUCAAGCGGGCAAUCGGGAGCAAAGGGGGAUCAGGGCCCUCCAGGGUUUCCAGGCCUCCCGGGCUCGGAGGGCCCAGAGGGGCAGCCUGGUCCCAGGGGUCUCUCUGGCCCUCCUGGGCCCCCAGGUCCUCCUUGGGGAGGCUUCGCCAUGGAGUUUGAGGACUCCGAAGGCUCCGGGCUGCAGAGCGGCUUUGGGGCCGCGCUGCCCAGCGGCCCUCAGGGUCCUCCAGGAACCCCCGGACUUCAGGGACCCCCGGGGAAAGAAGGUUUAGACGGCCUGCUGGGGAAACCGGGCCUCAAGGGGGGGUCUGGUGCUACGGGACCACCAGGGUUUCCAGGCCUGGAGGGCCUGAAAGGGUCGGAGGGAGAAAAGGGGACCGAAGGGGAUCCAGGACUGAAGGGCGAGAGGGGACAGGACGGGCUCAGUCUACCCGGUCCUCCUGGACCACCUGGACCAGCAGGACCCGUUAUGAACCUCCAGGAUCUGCUGCUCAACGACACGGACGGAGCCUUCAACCUCUCGGGGCUCUUUGACGCUCCGGGUCCCGCUGGACCACGCGGUCCGAAGGGAGACGGGGGGUUGCCAGGAGUUCAGGGACCUGCAGGACUGAAAGGCGAAAGGGGCGAGCCGGGUUUGGUCAUCGCAGCAGACGGAUCCCCCCAGUCGGGCCCGGCUGGACCCAAAGGACUCAAGGGAGACGACGGCGUAUCCGGACCUGCCGGAGUUACAGGACCGAGCGGACCGCCGGGACGAAAAGGAGAAUUCGGUUUUCCUGGCAGAUGUGGGCGUCCAGGCCGGAUGGGGCCAAAGGGUCCGCGAGGAGACUCUGCAGGCCUCCAGGGUGCUCCCGGCCUCCCGGGGCCGCCGGGCCGUCCGGGAAUAUUCAACUGCCCCAAAGGAACCGUGUUCCCCAUCCCUCCGAGGCCCCGCUGCAAAAUGACUCUCAACCCCAAUGGAACCGUGGCCAUCGGAAACUGUCAGACGUUACUGAAAGGCGAAAAGGGACUUCAGGGUCCUCCCGGGAUCCCGGCGCCUCAAAGCUCUUUUCUUCCCAGGGGAGGCUGGGGGGCCAGAGGUGACCAGGGCAAUAAAGGAGAGAAGGGAGACAAGGGGGCGGCGGAGUUGCCGUGGGAACCAGGUAACCCCGGGAGAACCGGGCUGGUGGGUCCCAAAGGGGAAGCGGUGCUUGGUCCACAAGGCCACCCCGGGGUGCCAGGUUCACCGGGUCUUCCGGGCUCCGGCAGACCAGGACCGGUCGGAGUUCCGGGGCCACCGGGGCCCCCGGGCCCCUCGGCACCCUCUCAGUCCCCCUACAGAUACGGAUCAGCGUUGACCAUCGCCGGUCCUCCUGGACCUCCUGGUCCAUCUGGACCUCCUGGACCUUUGAGCAAGGCAGCGUCGCUGAGGACCUUUAAGUCCCGUGAGAACAUGAUGCAGCACACCGCCCGGGACGCGGAGGGGACUCUGGCCUUCGUCACGGCAACAGGAAGUCUCUUCGUCAAAGUCUCCCAGGGAUGGAAAGAGAUCCAGCUCGGCAGUCUGAUCUACCUCUCCAACAACAUCAUCCCGCAGGACGAGCCCCGGGUUUCAUAUCAGAUACGAGGAGAGCCGAUGGAGAGAAUACGCUCCGUCAACGAUAGGCUCAACCUGGUGGCCUUGAACCAGCCGCACUCGGGCGACAUGAUGGGGCUGGACAUGGCGGACCGGAUGUGCUCCGAUCAGGCCAAGGCCAUGGGCCUGGCCCCCAACUACCGCGCCUUCAUGUCCUCCCACAGCCAAGACCUGAUCCACGUGGUCUACCCGGGUCUGAGGGACUCUCUGCCGGUCACCAACCUCAGGGGGGAUGUGAUGUUUCGGAACUGGCGGUCCAUCUUCAACGGCGACGGCGGGCCGAUGGACGCCCGGAUACCGAUUUACUCCUUCGACGGCCGGGACGUCCUAGCGGACCCCUUCUGGCCUCAGAAGAGCAUCUGGCACGGCACCACCGGCCGGGGCGUCCGAGUGGUGGACAAGCACUGCGAGACGUGGCGAGCGGACCACGUGUCCGUCGCCGGCCAGUCGUCCAGCCUGACCUCGGGUCUGCUCCUGGGCCAGCAGACGAGGAGCUGCUCCAACCAGUACAUCGUGCUCUGCAUCGAGAACCAGAAGAACCUUUAAAAAACAAACAACAACAGAACACUGCAUCCAGCAUGGCGGCCACCAGAAACGUUCAACACUCGGGGAGAACAAACAUUUGUGCUAACGUGGAGCAUUUUUGUGUUGAUAACGCAAUUUUUUCCCUUUUUCUUGAACUUAACACAACGUCUCUUUUGCGUACACGAAGGGAUGUUAUGUUAACGCUAACACCUCAAAGAGAAACGUGGUCGUGGUUAUUUGGUGUUUAAAUGAUACUCGCGGCACCUUGAAGCUUUUUUUUUUUUUUUUACAAAGAAAGUUGACUCGUUUGCAACGCCACGCAUCUGAGCCAUGUCUCUUUUUUUCGACAGAUGAGACCGAAGACGCGACGGCUGCAGGAGUCUGAGUCUUUUCUUUAUUUUUUGGGGUGGAUUUCCAAAGACUCUUGGGUUUGGAGGCGUAAAGGGCCACUGUCACUGUUUUUGUAGAGUGGUUUGAAGGGCAAGACACGCGUUUGCAUAACUUACUAAUUCCCUCGUGCAACAGUCGGGGGAGACCAGACAACCCGUGUUGCCACCAAAAGUCAUAUUUGAUGCACUGUAUAAUUUCUUUUUGGAAAAAAAAAAUAUUUUUCUAGGUCAACAUUGAUUGUGUUGUAGCUUCUUUUUUUUCAUACAUCUUGGUGAUCUCACAUCUUAGCAGCUGUUCCUCUCAAUGGGCUAUUUAAUUUAAAUUCAAUCAUUUAUUUAUACCGUCACAGCACAUAAAACAAACAAAAAUCUGAUUACAUUUAAGAAUGUAAGUUAUCUGGGUUUUUUUGUUGUCAAAUGACUGUUUUCUUCUCACUCUUUUCUAUCUUUUUGUACAGUUUUUUUUUAUUUUUAUGUUUCUAGUUUCUACUCCAGCAGUCAGAAAUAAGCCCCUCCCCCCCAAAUGUGGUGAUGCAAUUGAAACGGGCUAAAUAUUUUCAUCCAUAAAAAGAUAAGAGUUCAAGGAAAAGAAAUUCCAAAGGGGAUAAAGUCAAGUUUUUUGUGUAAAUAUUGGUGCUUUGUUGAAUAAAGUUUUCUCUUUUCAUAA
Molecule: messenger RNA, 4911 nt
Organism: Pseudoliparis swirei
Lineage: Eukaryota; Metazoa; Chordata; Actinopteri; Perciformes; Liparidae
Product: collagen alpha-1(XVIII) chain-like
Exons: 44
Coding region: 94-3876 (1260 amino acids)
Cellular component (GO): basement membrane
Source: RefSeq, a predicted model, not a curated record